This is a messenger RNA of Sabethes cyaneus, 3095 nucleotides long. RefSeq lists its product as uncharacterized. Gene Ontology annotation, biological process: apoptotic DNA fragmentation. Bases 1825 to 2877 code for a protein of 350 amino acids. Lineage: Eukaryota; Metazoa; Arthropoda; Insecta; Diptera; Culicidae. Gene Ontology annotation, cellular component: mitochondrial inner membrane; nucleus. Gene Ontology annotation, molecular function: single-stranded DNA endonuclease activity; metal ion binding; nucleic acid binding. The record is from RefSeq and is a predicted model, not a curated record. The transcript is spliced from 5 exons.
UCUGUCUGUCUGUCUGUCUGUCUGUCUGUCUGUCUGUCUGUCUGUCUGUCUGUCUGUCUGUCUGUCUGUCUGUCUGUCUGUCUGUCUGUCUGUGGCAUGUGGGUGUUUUCGGUGACAAGAAUUUAUUCUAUGGUAAAUUGAGACCCCCCCUCUUUAUAAGUGGAAUUAUAACUCCUCUCCUCUUUAAAAGGGGAGCUUCCAUACAAAUUUCCUCAUAACUCGAGAACUAAUCAAGCAAAUGGAACCAAAUUUGGCAUGUGAAGGUUUUCGAGGAGUGGAAUCGUGGGCGCAGAUGAACAAGAAAAAAAAUGCAAAACCUGUAUCCCAGUGCGCCGCUAUACCUCAUGGACUGCUAAUUGCUCGGCAGUUAUUUGACACGGGAAUAAGCUAUGCAGGAAGACCACGUGAGGAUGUGCGAGCACGAGUGUAAGAAACUUUCCAACCAAAAUGCGAUAUGUAUAGAACUCGGCCUACAUUCACCGGACGGGAAUCCCAGAAGAUAAUCGCGGCGAGUAGUUAUCGACAGGCAGUAUUCCGGAAUCAAGGAUGUCUUCGAUAGACAGUGGCAAACGACAAACAUAGUUACGUUCGUUUUUGGCAGCGCGCUUCGAUGAUAGGCCGUGCUGACCCAUAACCUUUGGCAGAUAAUAUACCUCAACAUUGACGCACUGAGGUUUUCUAUAGUUACUAUAUAUAUAGUUCGGCGGAUAGAAAAUCGGGAGCCAAAUAAACGUCAAAAGCGGAGCCAAAAGCUUUUCAAAAUCCAAAAUGCCGGAGUAAUGGUAAAAAAAUACACUUUAUUUUCAUAGAACUAGUCAUUUUCAACACCCGCCAGUGAUUAUUUUUCGUAAAAACCUGCACAUUUCACCAUAAUUUGAAAUUUAAUUUCAUAAAUCAGGGAUGCCAAUUCGCCUGGUUUUCUAUCCGCCGAACUAUAUAUAUAGUAACUAUAAGGUUUUCUCGUCAUAAAUAAGGUGACUAAUUAAGAGAGAAAGGCGCUGCACUCGUACUGGAUGCUGUUAUCUAUUGUACAAUUUUCAAAUGCAUUCAAAAAUACAUCUCUAAUCUAGACCCAAAAAUAAGCCAAAUAUUCUUCUACAUUUACAUGUCAGAUAGGAUGUGCUUAACUGUAGGUACGAGCAACCUAAAGAAGCAAUCAGCUGACUGCAAAUUUGAUUCCCUGAAGGAUGAUUCAAGCAUUUGUUUAUUUAUUUACAUAACCUCAUAACCUCAUAACGAAAAAAAAUCUGAUGAAGUGUCGCCCGGUACAAAUAGCUGAUCCCAUUAAUUUGUUCAGUCUUUGUUCUGGCUUGGCUAGAAAAGCUUUGGUCUGUCAGUGCUGCCGCAAAAGAAGCGUCGUCAGUCAGCAUGGCAAUAAUUGCCAACAUUUUUAUUUUAGCACUAACUGUGAGUGUCGCUUUAGGAGGUAAGUAGAGUUGUAGUGUAAAAGUUUUGUUCCUUGAGAAUGGAUAACUUUACUCUGAAGAGGAAAUCGAAGCGAUAAAUGAUUGCCUAAUCAGGGAAAUUUUUGAUAGCAGUGGAUAAAAAAACUCUCUUAAAAUCUAUAGGUAAUUUGUAUAAUGAGUUAGUUUAGGAAUACGUACAAAUUCAGGAAUACGAAGAGCUAAUUCAAUUUAAGAAGCAAGCAUUUAUGUAUUUAAUUUUAAGAAGCGCAUUCCGAAAAACAAGUACAAUUAGAAGUCAAGUCAAGUGGAGUAAGCUUUACAUUUUCGUUACAUUCAAGAAUGCGAAGUCGACAUCGGAAGAGAUCUUGAUCCGCCGGAACCAGUUUUUAUCAAAGGUCUUGAGCUGCAGUAUCCGACAAUGCGGGGAAAAAUGGUUUGGCGUACCGGGGAAACCAGCAGAAUUUCUUGCCCAAAAGGGAUGUUGGCAGACGUCGGUAUAAGGGAUGCCGAUAUCACAUGCCAGUCCGGAACAUUAUUCACUGUUAGGAGUGUCGGCGGUUAUUUUUCAGAGUCAAUGCAUUCUAGAAACUUUUUAUGUACCGAUUAUCGUCUCAUAAGUGCUGAUGUACAAAUCACGACAACGCCAUGUGGUAAUGGAGCAGGUCAGUUGCGAAAUAUUGGCUUUACAACAGUGGAAGGUACAUUUAUACCCUACAUCCGAGCGUGCUACAAUAGAAAUACUGAUUCUGCCAUCUACACAAACCACACUAUUCGAGGCAUAGCAAUUCAAUAUGCAAUCCGCGAAGAUAAACGAACAACAUUCAAAAAAUCUGGUACUGAACAAGCUUCGGAAGGCUCUUACAAACAGAAGAAUCAAAAAGAGCGCUUGGAAAAAUUGUUAGGUUCAGAUCAAGCGCGUCGAUUUAUAAACAGCAAUAGUUAUUUGGAACGUGGUCAUCUAACUCCUCAUGCAGAUGGUAUCUUUCCGGCGUGGAGAUGGGCCACCUAUUCGUUAAUUAAUGCAGUUCCAAUGUGGAAGGCUGUCAAUAACGGAAACUGGGGUGCAGUGGAAGACGAAAUCCGAAAAAUGGCUGAACGCCUGCAAGAAAACGUACUUAUAUUUACCGGAGCGUACGAUAUCCUGACGCUGCCUAAAGCCAAUGGAGCCCAAGCAUCCAUUACCCUCGAAGAAAGAGCCACCGAAGUUCCAAAGUGGUUGUGGAAAAUUAUCGUAUCGCCCAGCACAGACUCCGGUAUCGCCUUUAUCACCAACAAUGACCCAUUUCGGACCUUUGAGCCAGUUAAGCUCUGUACGGACAUAUGCCGUGAAUACAAUUGGUAUAAAGAGGGUUUUACUAGCUUUGCCAGAGGAUACACCUAUUGCUGCAGAGUUCGAGAUUUGAUGAAUGCUAUACCAGCCAUUCCAAACGACGCUGCCGUUUCUAGGGUGUUGCGGUAUAGCUCUACAUAAGUGACACUGACUUUACAGCCAAUAUUUGCUAUUUGUUUCACAUUUGUUUCACAGUAGGUAAAAAAACUGAUUUACACGAGUUGGUUGGAAUUUACUAGAUCGCUGUGGAGCCUAUUACUGAAGCAUAUAGAAGAUUUUGUUAUCACACCUUUCUUUCAUAUCUGAGCAAUAAAGAAAAUUUCACCGACAAUAAUCAAGUGAGUCGAAAAAAAGAGAAA